This is a messenger RNA of Neomonachus schauinslandi (Hawaiian monk seal), 705 nucleotides long. RefSeq names its product urotensin 2 (gene UTS2). Gene Ontology annotation, molecular function: hormone activity. The record is from RefSeq and is a predicted model, not a curated record. Gene Ontology annotation, cellular component: extracellular region. Gene Ontology annotation, biological process: regulation of blood pressure; blood vessel diameter maintenance. NCBI's taxonomy places the organism in Eukaryota, Metazoa, Chordata, Mammalia, Carnivora, Phocidae.
AUGGUCCGACACAUGGUUGGUGCCCCAUUCGCUGAUUCAACAGGUAUUUACCGAGUGCCUACUAUGUACAAUUAUGACCUAAAAUAUACUGAGAAAAGGAAAACCAACACAUUCCAUGUCACGCCCUGCAUCACUCCUGCUAGGACUCAUAAAUCAUGUCUUUGCCUUGGCCACUUCAACUCAUGUGUGACCCUUUCUUUGACUCAUGAUUUAUUGCUCUCAGUUACUCCUUUGGCCAGAUUUAUAAAUGUAACUGUUCUAAUGAGGAGCAAGUUGGAAGUUCUGAGCAACGGAAGCCAAGAAAGGAGACUGUGUCUCUUGCCCAGCAUGUAUAAGCUCAUCUCCUGGUGUUUGCUUUUCAUAGGAUGCUUACAUCCUCUCCUCUCUCUGCCUGUCCCUGACUCCAGGGAAGAGACCCUGCAGCUCUCAGCACCUGAUGGAGAUGCAAGAUCAGCCUUGGAUGAACUGGAAAGAGUGUCCCUCCUGCAAAUGCUGCUGGAGAUGUCAGGGGCAGAGAGGGGUGAUGGUCUUAGGGAAGCAGGUCUCAGUACUGACAUUGCUAACCCUAGAGGAAGUCUGAGAAAGUUUCAGGCUUUCUCUGGACAAGAUCUUAACAUUUUCCUGAGUCAUCUUUUGGACAGGAACAGGAAACAAGAUAAGAAGCGUGGGUCUCCCUCUGAAUGCUUCUGGAAAUACUGUGUCUGA